UAUAAGGACUGAGAAGAGUGAGCCCACAAAGACGCGAUCCAUAUACGAAGGACAGGGAAGAUAAAAUGGCGCUUCUCUGUUCCUCUCCUCACCUUUCAAAUCCCAAUUGGAGGAGGAGAACAAGUUACACGAGUUGUAGAACUUUCCCCAAUUUCUACACACCUAGUAACCACUCACCCGUCUUUCUUCCUUCUCGGAGGACAGGAGGCCAGUACCGGUCGAUCAUCAGUUGUCAGGUCUGCACUCCUGAAACCAUAACCCUAGACAGGUCUGCUUUGGACAUCGCCGAAGCUGUCUCUGAGGAGGAGUUAUGGGCUGCUGCUUGUCUUCGUAUACGGUCCUUCCACGAAUUCAAAGAGUGUUAUGGAAUCGAGGAUCAUAAGAAGUACUUGGCCGAGCGUGAGUUUGAAGCACUAAAGGAACGUAUUGCUGGCAAGAGGGUAGGAUUUAAAAGGGUUUCUUGCAUAAAUGCCACUGUUCCAUUGUCAAAGACAUCAAUCUUUUCAGAUGAUCUCUGCUCCACAUUAAAGUUUUCUGCAAAUGGACAAGACAGAGUAGUGGUGGGGAGCCUUGAUCUUAACCAAUGUCUUAGGCUUCCAGACGAAAUAACUGGGGAGAAACCAGAGGGCAUUGGAGCUGAUUUUGCAAGGGCUUAUUUAAGUAAUGUAUGUGUUGCCAAGGAGCUGCACAGAAAUGGUGUGGGCUAUGCAAUUGUUGCCAAAUCAAAACGAGUUGCUGAAGAGUGGGGCAUAACUGAUUUGUACGUCCAUGUUGCUGUUGAUAAUGAACCAGCAAAGAAGCUGUACAUGAAGAGUGGUUUUAUAUAUGAAAGUGAUGAACCUGCAUGGCAAGCCAGGUUUAUGGAUCGACCUAGACGGAUGCUUCUAUGGAGUGGUCUCCCUAGCACUGACAACUUGUAGUAUUGUGAUGGAAGCCUCUAUUAUUCAAGUGUGCAAGGGAGGCUUGUUAUAUCAUGUUCAUGCUUCAUUGAUAGUUCU
Messenger RNA from Telopea speciosissima, 998 nucleotides. RefSeq lists its product as uncharacterized. Gene Ontology annotation, cellular component: chloroplast. Bases 66 to 920 code for a protein of 284 amino acids. NCBI's taxonomy places the organism in Eukaryota, Viridiplantae, Streptophyta, Magnoliopsida, Proteales, Proteaceae. Gene Ontology annotation, molecular function: acyltransferase activity, transferring groups other than amino-acyl groups. The transcript has 5 exons. The record is from RefSeq and is a predicted model, not a curated record.